Mesorhabditis spiculigera is the source of this 1116-nucleotide messenger RNA. The record is from the annotation of a GenBank genome assembly. Lineage: Eukaryota; Metazoa; Nematoda; Chromadorea; Rhabditida; Rhabditidae.
AUGUCGCUGGAUCACGAAUUGACCUCGCUGGUGCCUAAAAAGACGCUCAUUACGGCGGCCUUCGACGGGGCCCACUCCUCAUCUGAAGACGUCUCCCUGCUUCACAGCGACAGCUCCGGCGGUUUCUCCCCGCAGAAGACCCACAGCGAGCGCACACAUUCAACAAACAAUGACAGCGUCUCAAGUGACCAUGAAAAUGUGAUGGAGUGUGGCAGCCCGAAGCCACCGAUGGAAUACUUGGCCGAUCUCGUGAAGGAGAAGAAACAAAUUGAAGCCUUUUCACCGUUGUUUCCGACGCUUGAGCGCCUCCUUGAAGCCGAAAUUACUCGCAUCCGGGCCCUGAUCUUCCACUCGGAAUUUGAAACUGAAGACUUGCAUUUGCCUGACGAGACCGGUCCACUCGUGGUUCUGACGGAAAAAUUGUUUGUCCCGACCGCAGAGUUCCCAACGUACAACUUUAUCGGUCGCAUUCUCGGCCCACGCGGUAUGACGGCCAAACAAUUGGAGCAGGAAACGGGCUGUAAGAUGAUGGUGCGCGGCAAGGGCUCGAUGCGUGACCGCAAGAAGGAACAAAUGAACCGUGGCAAGGUCAACUGGGAACACCUUGAUGAGGAACUACACGUGCUCAUUCAAUGCGAAGACACCGAGAAGAGAGCGCGUAUGAAGCUCGACAACGCGGUUCGCAACGUGCGCAAGCUGCUCAACCCACUACCCGAUGGAACGGAUGAGCUGAAGCGGAAACAGCUGAUUGAGCUUGCGAUACUGAAUGGCACAUUCAAGCCGUAUCGCAAUGCGCAUGCUCUACCUCGCUUCAACGCUCAUUCGCCAUUGUCGGUCCAACGAUGCAUCUACACGCAUCGCAACUCUCCGAGCCCGCUGACGUUCCACAUGGUUCCUCCUUCACCGGGCUUCAAUUCACCAUCUUUCGAUUACAAGCUCAGCCCAUCCGUCUACGAGGCAUUCUCGGCCCCACCGGUCUCGCCAUAUCCGCACCCGAAGCACGCCGACGCCCCACAGAUGGUGCCUCCGCACACCCCGGUGUCGAACAUGACUCCGUAUUGCAACGGCACACUGUCUCUUCAUGGCGGCCAAUUCUUCCACGACAUGCACCAGCAC